GCCGGCUACCCGCGCGACGUGCUGAGGGGCUUCGCGAAGACGCCCCGGCUGCGGCCGGGCGAGUCCGAGGCCGUCGUGUUCACCCUGACAGGUCGGGACAUCUCGUACUACAGCGUGGGCAGGGGCUGGCUGACGCCGCAGUACAUCAUCGCCCGCGUGGGAGAAUCUUCGGUGGACCUGCGCCAGACCCUGAAGGUGGAGUCGGUCCCCCGCGUCCCCACCUCUGCACCCACCCAGGCACCGACCCUGGCACCGACCUCGGCCCCGACUGUGACCACGCUCACGACGUCCGCGACCACGACCUCCGCCACGACCACGACCUCCACUUCUACGACCCGCGCUCCGGGCUGGUACGGCAGCCUGGUCGGGCAUGGCUGCGACGAGGAGUGCAGCUCCCUGGGCCUGUCCUGUACGGAGGAGGGGCUGUGGAGCAACCGCGCGGACGUGAACACUUCGAAAAAGGUCCUCGCCCUCGUCGCCGCGCUCGGGGGCAACACCAGCGCCGUGGCGUGCGCGGACGAGACGGACGAGUCCUACGCAGGCACGUCCUCGCCGAGCUGGGGGCCGCACAGCUGCAGCCGCGUGCGCCAGGACCGCGAGCUGGGCACCUUCGACUGCUCUGCCCCGCCCCGCCGCGGCGAGGCGCGGCUGUGCUACUGCGGCGAGGCGGCCCCGUUUCGGAUCACCCUCGGAGACGUCGGCAGGGUUGCCCGGGAGACGUGGAACCGCUCCCACAUAGGGGAGCAGCUGGGCUCGUGGGAGCAGCAGCUGGGCUCGUGGGGCCAUGACCACGGCUUGGACUCGGUGAUCAGGCCGGUGAUGGAUCUGCAGCCAGCCUCGCGAGACACGGAGGCAGCGGAGAAGAGAGAGUUGUCGCGGAGUGUACGCUCAGGAGAUGGAGCGGGCGCUCGGUCGGGCUGUUCCUGGCGUCGGCUGGCCUGGCGGCGGCGACCCUCUUCGUGCUCUCGACCCGGUGCGCCUGCCACAGGCACCAGAGCGGCUCGCGCUCCGAGGAGGAGUUCGUGCAGAUGGAGCUCGUCGCGGACGACGCCCGUGACACACCAGACGGUCCGCCAGACGGUGCAGACGGAGGAGGACAUGCUGCCGCCCCGCCGACGGAGCCCUCGCGGAGCCUCUUCGUGA
Prorocentrum cordatum is the source of this 1143-nucleotide messenger RNA. The record is from the annotation of a GenBank genome assembly. NCBI's taxonomy places the organism in Eukaryota, Dinophyceae, Prorocentrales, Prorocentraceae.